Molecule: messenger RNA, 4577 nt
Organism: Amoebophrya sp. A120
Lineage: Eukaryota; Dinophyceae; Syndiniales; Amoebophryaceae
Source: the annotation of a GenBank genome assembly
AGAGAUCUUUUUUUCUUUUUUCUGGGACCGGGGUUUUAUUUACGUUGAAAGAAGUGUUUUGGAGAGGGUUGAGGUGGUGACGUCUGUUUUCUCGAUCUCAAGAACAUGAACAGCAUGGUAGACCGCGUUCUGGAGGACCCGAUAGGGUCGCUCCAGGAAACCGCCCCGCCGCCCCGGCUGAGACCACAAACUUCCAAGCCUGCAAUGCGAACGAGAGCGGUCAACAAGUCGCCGCAAAGGCCAGGGACCGCACAUGGACGUAUUAUACAUGAUUUUGAUGUUUUUGUGACGCAUACAGUAAGUACGUAAAAUUAUUGCAAUGAAUAUCCGAACUGAUUGCGUUUUCGUGUGUGCGGGACAUCAAAGAAAUUCGCCGCUCGAGAAUGAAUUUUGUUUCUGUAUGUAGAAAUCUCUAUAACCACAUCAGGCUACCAAGUUCUGAAGGCCGGUCCGACGAUGGGCGCAAAUAUGGUAACUCCGCUGUGCAAGACCCACGUAAAAAAACCGCCGCCAUUUAACAACUUCCUCGUUUUCGUCGUCGAUGUCGAGGACGCAGAGCGAAUGCAGGCCGCAAAAACGGUGCAGGAGUUGUCGGAGGAUAUUUUAGACGCCCUCGGAUUGAAGCUCCCGCAUGGAAAAGAGCUUCAGGCGAUCUACUCUGGGUAUCAUGUAUGAGAGCAAAAAGAACAUGUUGAGUUCGUGCUCGGUUUUGUACGUGUUUUCAUCGACUUUAAAUUUUACGAUUCUUCGAUGUGCUAUGCAAAAUAAACUUCCGGAAGUUUGGGCCAGCAAAAAUCCGUAUCCUCCCUGCAGGUACGAGGGCCCCGAACGGAUAUCCAUCAGUUCCGACGGCGACCUGGUUGACUACUAUGCCCGAUUUAGUAGUAGCGGUAACGAAAACGAGGAUUCCGGAUACGAUGCGAGGAAAGAUCCCGAACUCCAGGACGUGAUCCGCGAACUAGAGAAGAUGCGGCUGGGCGGCAUUUUAACAAAAAUGCAGAUGACGAAGUACCUGCGACUACUCGGCGACAGCCGCAUGUUCUUCCUGAAGACGCAGAAGGAGCUGUCGCAGACCCGGGAGGAGCUCUUUGACUUGCAGGAGUCGAUGCCCGCGAAAAUCGAGCUGGCAGCCAAGCGAGCGGUCGACAAACGGGAAGCGGAGCUGUUCAAGCAAUUCGAGCAAGAAAAAGCCACACUGCUGGCCAAAAUUCGGGAAGAAACGCAGAAGAUGAUCGGGCCGCUCCGGGACGCGGCGGAGAAAAGCAAAGCGGCCUUGAAGGAGCUACAAAAGGUAUCAAAUGUAAAAAUGUCUGGGUCUGGAAGAAUGCAACUUGUGAUGCUGCAUUUGGAUUCGAAAAAAAUCCGUAUUGCAUGAGUACCAAAGGGAAUGCAAUUUUUGCUACGUUGAGAAGGCAUUUGUCAUGCGGAAUACGCAUCAAGAAGCCCUCAAAAAAUCUGUAUUGCUAGGGUAUGCAUCACAGACAUCAUGGCUCAUGCAAAACGUGCAUGACAAGUUUCAGAAUCUUCCAGACCCAGACAUUUUUACAGUUGAUAAAAGGAAUACCAGAACAAAAAGGCGGAAUUGUCUAAAACGCAGACCAAAUUAGAGGGGAUGGAAGGUAUGAAAGAAGUUUUUGACAAGCAUGGAUAGUUUUUCCUCACUAGCAUAGAUACCAUACAGGGUUCUUCAAAACUGCAGUUCGACAGUUCUCAAUGAAAGGCAUUAUGUGAAAUAUAUACACUGCUCCUUUAAAAAAGAAACCGUCCGCACGGCUGACUCCCGCGCGCAGGAGCUGGGCGAGCAGCUGCGCGCCGCGGAACAGCAAAUCGCCGAGGACGCGGCGAGAAAGACGCAACUAGAGCAGCAGCUGGCCGAGGCCAUAGAUGUGAUCGAUAGCAACGGGCUGGAGCGGCCGGGCUCCAGUAGCAGCAGCGGGGAGCAGGACGGCGGGAAAAACAGUAAAAACAAAUUUCUCUGGAACAUCCCCAAGAUCCAGACCAAGGUGAGCUGGCCGCGGGAGCGCAGCAUCUGCAGCAGCGACAAGAAGCUCCAGGACCUGUCUUCAGUCGUCAUCGAGUUCUACCCGGGGGGCGUGGAGGCGAGUUUCCCGGGCUACUGUGCGUUGCGGCUGCACGUGCCGGACCGCACGCGGCUCAAGUGGUCCGUCAUCUUCGGGAAGAACCAAAAAACGCACGACUGCGGCCAGCGCAGCGACGAUUUCGCAAAGGACCUGUGGUGGUGCCGAAACGGUAUUCUGUGGCUAUCAACUGUAAAAAUGUCUGGGUCUGGAAGAAUUCAUGUUUGUCAUGCUUGUCUGGCAUGACUCUUAAAUCUGUCAUGCACGUUACCCAAGAGCUCCGUUUUUCUGUGAUGCAGAAGCGCAGUCUGUCAUGCAGAAUAGGCAACACCGAGGAGCUCAGAAACUUGUCAUGCUGAGCCAGCAUUUGUGGCCUCAUCAUGAGACGGCACCCAGCAUCACAAGUUUCCAGACCCAGACAUUUGUACAUUUGAUAGUGGCCAAACGUGUGCAAACUCGAGGACAUCAAGCGCAACAUCGACCGGUAUGAACUGCAAAAGUAUCGUACUCGUAUAAAUGCAUUACAAAUUUCCUCAGCAUGAGAAAUAAAAUUUGUAUAUAAUGCGGAUUUACCUUAAGAACAAGAUUGGUAAUGCAUGAUUGCAGAACGAGUACGAUACUUUUGCACAGGAUAACCGGGAGACGGACUCUAUUCAGCUCGCGUUCGAGGCCCUGACCGUGAGUCAACUACCCGUGGCGGCGGCGGACGCGUCGGCAUCGCGGUCCAAGUCGCUCGGGCGCCCGCGGACCGCCUCCGCCAACUUCGCCAGCCGGGGGAACCUCAUCAUGGAAGAGGGGCAGCGAAAAAAGCUGGAGAACCUACUAUGGAUUGUAAAAAUGUCUGGGUCUGGGAGAUUGCGAGAUUUGUUGAGUAUGCUAGUCUGGCAUGACUCUGGGAUCUGUAUUGCGUGGCAACCAAGAGCUCCCCUAGCCUAUCAUGCAAACACGCAGUUUCUCAUGCGGAAUACGCAACGCAGAAGCAUGAAAAAACUUGUCAUGCUUGGCGGCGCAUUACAGUGUCCUCCUUAUUCAGUGACCUGCAUCACAACUUUCCAGACCCAGACAUUUUUGCAUUUGAUACCUCCCGCCCUUUGACAAGUCGCUGGUCAAGAUUUUCUACGACGCCGAACUGCUGAAUAACGCCUGGCUGCUAUCCUGAGUAAAAACGUCCCCACACCAGAGUCAGGAUGGGGAUUUUGCAACACAAACCUAGGAGUUUUGGGAGUCACGCAUGACAGGUUGCACUCCGCAGUGUCGUGCAGGUCAGCAAGUGCAGCCGCAUCACAGAUUCAUCUGCUCAUCCUGUUCACAGCAUCAAAAAUUCCAAUACACGAUUAGAAAUGGCUCUCAUGGGGAUGCGCAUUACAAGUCUUCCUGUCUUUGCAGAUCUGCAUUACAACUCUGGCGUGGGGACGUUUUUACUCAGGACAGCUGCAAGACUUUGUGGCGGGCUGGCUGGCGCAGAAGCGAUUCGUCCAGCACGCGAAGCAGGUCUCGAAGGCGUAAUGGGAAGGUGGCGCAUGUUGUUCUCUAGUAAGUAUGGUCUUCAGGUAUCGUGCUAGUGCUAUUGAUAAAUUGUAUUUUUCUUUCAUCUCCUCCUCGUCCUGAAAAAUGAAAUUUUAGAAUUGGAAAAUGAAAACUUCGUGGCCUUAUUUUUCAAUGUGAUACGGAAAGCGAAAGAUAAAAAAUAAAAAUGAUCGGACGAAGGAGAACCGGGAGCGAAAGUUCAGUAAAAAAACAUCGGCCAAUAAAGUCCACGCACUGAAGCAAGAAAAACCUACGUACAUUGGCGACCACUGCUGCAGAAGUGUAUUACUUUGCAGUAUAAAAAAUCAUGUGGUUUUUGUGUGGAGCUAUUCUAGUACAACAUGAGAAUGUAGAAGUUGAUGUGAUAAAGGCCGUACCCAUUCUUGUUCUAUGUAUACCAUUUAUUUUUUUAUCCAAACUAGAUUUUAGCAUCAGUAUCAGAGAUGAUAGCAACCUUUUCGGAAGAGAUUUUAGCAAAGCAAGCUGCUUCACAUCGCAGUGCGAGCAGCAGGGCAAGAGGCAACGCAUGAGUUUCUAGUGCAAAGAGUUCAGCCCUUGUUUCGUAUUUUACUUUUCAAUCUAGCACAUUGAUUGUUUCACUACUUGUUUGUCAUUUUGUCCAUUAUACAGUGUCGUGUCGUCCAUUCAAAUUGUUUCUGCAGCAGAUUUUUAGCUUUAGGCAAAGAUAGGAAGUACAGGAAACAGAAAUAGCAAUAACAAGUGUACCAUAAAAUUGUUUGACGAUUUGCAUUUGCUGAAACCGGCUCCGUCGCGGAAUAUGACUGUGGGAUGAGGCCACUUGCAAUUUGAAUUUGAUGCAACCAAUUGUACAAUAGUUUUGAACCGUGGUGAGACUUUACAGCAAGCUGAAUGUGGUAUGUCUAUGGCAAAAAAGUCGCAACAGCCUAAAGGUAUGUCGAUCUUCUCGACACAGUACUUUCUACCAAGCUGUCUCACACGGACGAAUGCGGC